Mangifera indica (mango) is the source of this 1167-nucleotide messenger RNA. RefSeq names its product universal stress protein PHOS32-like. The record is from RefSeq and is a predicted model, not a curated record. NCBI's taxonomy places the organism in Eukaryota, Viridiplantae, Streptophyta, Magnoliopsida, Sapindales, Anacardiaceae. The transcript has 2 exons. The coding region runs from base 172 to 891 and encodes 239 amino acids.
GAAAUUUCUAGUGGAAGAAAAACCAUUAAAAGAAGAAUUAUAGUUCUGAUGUAAAAAUUGUCCACAAAUGUGCAAAGCUGGAGACUCAAAUCAAACGAAAUAAAGUUGUUUAGUGAGUGACACUGCUCGCAUCUUCAACAACAUUCCGUUCCAUCUGCUUUUCUCCGAUUCAUGAAGUCUCCCAAACAUUCGCUCGAAUUAUUCGAUCGUCAACCGAAGGCCGUUGUUGUCCAGCCUUCCUCCCCGAGAUUCCCGUUAUCUUCCACCGCUUCUCACAGAAAAGUCGGAAUCGCUGUCGAUCUAAGCGACGAGAGCGCUUUUGCUGUCAAGUGGGCCGUACAGAACUAUCUACGUCCAGAUGACAACGUCAUCCUCCUCCACGUGCGUCCCACCAGCGUCCUCUACGGUGCCGAUUGGGGCGCGAUCGACCUUUCCUUGGAAUUGACGGACUCCGAAGAGUCGCAACAGAAGCUGGAAGACGAUUUCGACUUGUUCACGAAUACCAAAGCUAACGAUCUGGCGCAGCCAUUAGUGGAGGCGCAAAUUCCGUUUAAGAUCCACAUAGUCAAGGACCAUGACAUGAAGGAGAGACUGUGUUUGGAGGUGGAGCGGUUAGGGCUGAGUGCAGUGGUCAUGGGAAGCAGAGGUUUUGGAGCUACGAAGAAGUGUAGUAAGAGUAGGUUGGGAAGUGUGAGUGACUAUUGUGUGCAUCACUGUGUUUGUCCGGUGAUUGUGGUUAGAUUUUCUGAUGAGAAAGAUGGCGGCAACGGCGUCGGUGAUGGAAUCAAUGAGCUUCAUCCAGUUGUGGAAGAGGAUGAGCAGGAGUAUCAUGAUGCUUCUGAUAAGCACUCAGCAGAUAUGGAGAAGGCUUCGUUACCAGAUGCGAGGUAGGGAAUUUUAAGGCAUUCAGAGUUGAAGGGUCUCGUUUGUGUGUUAACGGGCCGUGUGAAAGAGUCUGGUGGUACUGGCUACUGUCUUUUACAAUUGUGUGGGUGACUUUGAUAUUUAUGAUGUUUGGAUAAUGAACUGUCUUUGGUUUCUUCUCCGUGUUAUGUAAUUAUGUUGUACCCUUUUUGGUCCUCUUACCGGAAUUUUCUGUUGGAAACAGUUUCAGUGGUUUGCAACUGUAACAUUUAAUAUAUGAGAUGAGUAUAUAUUGGAACUGUG